GCGGCCUCUGCGAGGAUGAGACCGGCAGUGGGCUGGGGCGGCGGCGGCAGCUAGCGGCGGCUGGCGUGGAAGGCGGCACCGGCUGGCUGCAGGGGGAUGGUGGCCGGCGGGCCAUGCUGCUGAAGCUCCUGCAGAGACAGACCUAUACCUGCCUGUCGCACAGGUAUGGGCCUUGCCUCUGCCUCGGGGGCGUCGUCCUGCUGAUCGUCUCCGCCCUGCAGUUCGGAGAGGUCGUUCUAGAGUGGAGUCGGGACCAGUAUCAUGUUUUGUUUGAUUCUUACAGAGACAACGUUGCUGGGAAAUCAUUUCAGAACAGGCUUUGUUUGCCCAUGCCUAUUGAUGUUGUGUACACCUGGGUGAACGGCACAGAUGUUGAGCUGAUGAAGGAACUGCAGCAGGUGAGGAAGCAAAUGGAGGAAGAACAGAGAAUAAUGAGAGAAAUUCUUGGAAAGAAUACAACUGAACCAACUAAGAAAAGCGAGAAGCAACUGGAGUGUUUACUGACACACUGCAUCAAAGUGCCAAUGCUUGUCUUGGACCCUGCUCUGCCAAGCAACAUCACUCUGAAGGACCUAUCAUCUGUCUAUCCAAUCUUAAAAUCUGCCAAUAAUCUCUUCUCUGUUGCAAAGCCAAAAAAUCCUUCUACCAAUGUUACAGUAGUUGUUUUUGAUAGCCCUAAAGAAGCUGAGGAUGCUCAUUCUGGAAUGUUAAAGGAGAGCAGCAAACAAGCCACAUGGAGAGGCUACUUGACUACAGACAAAGAAGUUCCUGGUUUAGUGUUAAUGCAGGACUUGGCUUUCCUCAAAGGAUUUCCACCUACCUUCAAACAAACAAGUCAACUAAGAGCUAAACUACCAGAAAACCUUUCUUCCAAAAUAAAGCUGUUGCAGCUUUAUUCGGAAGCCAGUGUGGCUCUCUUGCAACUCAAUAAUGCUAAGGAUUUCCAGGAGCUGAACAAACAAGCAAAGAAGAACAUGACCAUAGAAGGAAAAGAACUCACACUUAAUCCUGCGUAUUUAUUAUGGGACCUCAGUGCCAUCAGCCAGUCUAAGCAGGAUGAAGAUAUUUCUGCCAGUCGUUUUGAAGACAACGAAGAACUACGAUAUUCACUGCGUUCCAUAGAGAGGCAUGCACCAUGGGUGCGGCACAUUUUCAUAGUUACUAAUGGGCAAAUUCCUUCCUGGCUUAAUUUGGAUAACCCUCGGAUAACUAUAGUAACGCAUCAGGAAAUAUUUCAGAAUGUGAGCCACUUACCUACCUUCAGUUCACCUGCCAUUGAAAGCCACAUUCACCAUAUCUCGGGCCUGUCUCAGAAGUUCAUCUAUCUAAAUGAUGAUGUUAUGUUUGGGAAGGACGUAUGGCCUGAUGACUUCUUUAGUCACUCCAAAGGUCAAAAGGUGUAUUUGACUUGGCCAGUGCCAAAUUGUGCUGAGGGAUGUCCCGGUUCGUGGAUUAAGGACGGCUACUGCGAUAAAGCCUGUAACAAUUCUGCUUGUGAUUGGGAUGGAGGCGAUUGCAUUGGUAACCAUGUGGGCAGCCGGUAUGGUGCUGGUGGUGCUGGUGGUGCUGGUGCAGGGAACGUUCCACCCUGGCAGUUUGGUGGAGGAAUAAGUGGCGUUUCUUACUGUAACCAGGGUUGUGCAAACUCCUGGCUGGCUGAUAAAUUCUGUGAUCAGGCUUGCAAUGUCCUUUCCUGUGGGUUCGACGCUGGUGACUGUGGGCAAGAUCACUUUAAUGAAUUGUACAAAGUGACCCUUCAGAAGAAUGUGACUCAUUAUAUCAUUCCAAAAGGUGAAAACCUACCUUAUUUCAGCUUUGUUGAAAUAGCCAAGAAAGGCAUUGAAGGUUCUUAUAGCGACAACCCAAUAAUCCGUCAUGCUUCCAUUGCUAACAAAUGGAAGACUAUCCACCUGAUAAUGCACAGCGGAAUGAAUGCAACUGUAAUCCAUUUUAACCUUACAUUUCAAAGUAAAGAUGACGAAGAGUUUAAGAUGCAGAUAACGUUAGAUGUUGAUACAAGAGAGGGACCAAAAAUGAACAUCACUUCCACCCGGAAACCUGAAGAUGAGGUUAAAGCCACAACUGCAGUGCCAGAAGCAGAAAUUAUAUUUGAGGAUAUCCCUGAGGACAAACGUUUUCCAAGAAUUAAAAAACGUCCAAAUGGCACAACGGAGAGUUUGGAUGGAGGCAUAGUCAUUCCACAAGUUGACAUGUCCGUCCUUCCUGAAGAUAUAAGGCUAGCUCUGCAGAACUUAGAUUUGGAGCUGCAAAUUGGUGACAUCACCCAGAAAGGGUACAACUUGUCAAAGGCUGCUCUUCUGAAGCCCUUCCAGUUGUUGCUCACAACUGCAGGAAACAAUUUCCAAAGCACAAGGAGGAAGGAAAUGCGUGGUGUCUUAGGAGGUUGGAGGAACGUCACAAGUGGGCAGAAGUCUUACAAAAGCAACAGAAGUGGCAAUGCAAUCACUGAAAGAAAAAGACAUGAAAUGUUUCCACUGGGGCAUAUUAAUAGCACUCUAGUGGCAAUGAAGGUAAACAGCUAUUUCCCUCUAAGACACAGCUUUGUAUUAAAGUCAGAACCCAUGCCUGUAAUCCAGAAAGUGAGUGAAAAACAUGAAUCUCAGGAUAAAAUGCUAAAUGCUCUCCAACAGAAGGAAACUCAAAAGCCAAAAGAAAUGAAGAAAGAGAAAAUUGCAGAAGAAAAGAAAGGAGACACCGAUGUCGACCCAGCACAUGCCAAGGAAGAUAUAGCAGGAAGUCACAUCUUACCAGGAAGGAAAUUACAGUAUUAUGGUGGAAAUUAUCCAGGCUUUUUGCCCUGGGAGAAGCAUAAAUAUUUCCAGGAUCUGCUUGAUGAAGAAGAGGCAUUAAAGAAGGAGCUGUCUUACUUGACCGAUAGUAAAACGAUUGGGAGGCAGCUGAAAGACACAUUUGCCGAUUCUCUCAGAUACGUAAAUAAACUGCUGAACAGCAAAUUUGGAUUCACAUCGCGGAAAGUCCCUGCUCACAUGCCUCACAUGAUUGACCGAAAAGUGAUGCAAGAAUUACAAGAUUUAUUUCCUGAGGAAUUUGACAAGACUUCAUUUCACAAAGUACGCCACUCUGAAGAUAUGCAGUUUGCCUUUUCAUAUUUCUAUUAUCUCAUGAGUGCAGUCCAGCCAUUGAAUGUUUCCCAGGUUUUUGAUGAAGUCGAUACAGAUAUGUCUGGCAUUUUAUCAGACAGGGAGAUACGGACAUUGGCCACGAGAAUUCAUGAAUUACCCUUAAGCUUGCAGGAUUUGACAGGUCUGGAGCAAAUGUUAAUAAAUUGUUCUAAAUCCCUUCCAGUCAACAUCACUCAUAUUAAUAUCAUGCCACCAACACAGGAAGCAUAUUAUGAUCCUAAUCUGCCUCCAGUGACUAAAAACCUGCUAACCAACUGUAAGCUUGUGACUGAUAGAAUUCGUAAAGCAUACAAGGACAAAAACAAGUACAGAUUUGAAAUCAUGGGAGAGGAAGAAGUUGCUUUCAAAAUGAUCCGCACGAAUGUUUCUCAUGUAGUUGGCCAGCUUGAUGACAUAAGAAAAAAUCCCAGGAAAUUUGUUUGUCUAAAUGACAACAUUGAUCACAAUCAUAAAGAUGCUCAGACAGUAAAAGCAGUACUUAGGGAUUUUUAUGAAUCAAUGUUUCCCAUCCCGUCCCAGUUUGAGCUUCCAAGAGAGUAUCGGAACCGCUUUCUUCAUGUGCAUGAACUUCAGGAAUGGAGGGCUUACAGAGACAAGCUGAAAUUUUGGACACAUUGUGUUCUAGUGACACUGAUUGUAUUCACAGUCACCUCGUUUUUUGCAGAGCAGCUUAUAGCCCUCAAACGAAAAAUUUUUCCAAGGAGGAGGAUUCAAAAAGAAGUUUGUCAUGAACGAAUGAAGGUGUAGAAGAAUUUCAGUCAUGAAUCAGUCUACCUCAACAUGUGAUGAGCAUGUGAAAUGUUUUGUUUCAGAAAUGUCUUCAUAGUAGUGUCCUGGGCAUGAACAAAACUGCCCAUGUCUUUAUAGCCUUUGUAACAUUGUGUAUGACACCCAUGCUACUGAACUUACAGAGAAUGUGAGGAAAAUGUGGAAUAGGGUGUGUUGCCAGCUCUCAAAUGGCUGUAAUUCUCAAACAUUAUCUCCUGAGUGCAUUAUCCUUUUUAUAAAAAGGGUUACUGAAAGAAACGUAGCUGCAUUUAUUGCAGUACACAUUGCAAACUCAGUAUAACUUUGGAUCCUCUGGUAGGUCUGUCCCUGAUAUUGCAUCCCAAGACAUUCUGUAAGUUAUUGCCUAUUCAAAUCAAUAUCUUGCCUCCUCCCAGUGUUAGAAGAACAAUAACACGUCUAUGAGAGCAGAGUUCAGAAUGGUUAUGAAGGUCCAUUGUAAUUUUCCCCUCCUAUCAUGUCACUGCUGUUCAGAAGGCAUCAUUGCUGUAUCAUGUGCUUCCCAUGGCAGCCAGUCUAGUCAUCUUACCAAGAGAUUUUUCCCAGCUUGCCUGCUGGCAGCUCAUUUUUCCUUGGAUCCCUGGCCUACAGAUUGUAGCCAGGAAUAAGAAAAUCAUGCAUGAAAGAUCUAAAGGGGAAUCAGCUUCUAGGUAAGCACUGGAAAAUCUGCUGUUGCACAUUGAGGCACAUCUGACAUAACAGCAACAAUUUAACUGGGCAGCAGAUAGUCCUAAGGUAUCUCUAUGAGAGCAGCUGUGUACCCUAUUCUUUGAGCACAACGGACGUGAUUCUAAUUAUGUUUUUUUCGUCCACAUGAGUACUACCUACAUAAAAUUAAAUAUAUAAUUUAAACAUAGAAAGGAUUGUUACGGCGGAGAGUCUUCUGAAGAACUGGAAUCUUAAUGCCCUAUUGUUCCGCUCCUUAAUAAUGAAAAAUGAUAUUUAGAGAAAUUUGAUCUCAUUCCAAUGACCCAGUGGUCUUGGACAGAAAAUUGCAGUUUCCUACUUGACUGCCUAAUUAAAAGACAGGUUUAUAAUCAAGUAAAGAGAUUGGGAUGCAACUAUGGUUUUUACAAACAUGGUAUAUUGAGCAGCAAAAGUGCCUCACCAUAUCCACUUGUCAAUACAUUGUAUUGUUUUAAUGGUACUGAUAGAUUAGCAUGAUAUGCAGUAAUUUCUCAUGUCAAGCAUUAAUAUUCUAAAAUUUAGAUGCAUUCUGGUGUUCUGCCCAAUAUUUGUCAAAAUAAAUAUAAACGAGAACUGCAAGCAGAUUUUUUUUGCUUUCAAUCAUAUUAACAGUCUUCUAAAGAUAUCAUCAAUUAUUUUAUAAAGAAGACAUGAGAUUUUCAGUGUGUAUGUGCUGUAAACUGUACAUUUUUGUUUAAUAAUGUCCAUGAUUUUAAAAUUGCGGCUUAUUUUGUCUGUGCGAAAGAAAAAUGGUCAGCUGUAGUUGAACGCUCUGAGAAGCUAAAUAUUUUUAAAUAGGAAGCAAAUGGCACCUUAUUCUUUAUUAUUCAGCGCAUCCAUCUACUUCUAAAUUAAAUAAAUUUAGUUAAACUUGUUUUAAAACAC
This is a messenger RNA of Eublepharis macularius, 5522 nucleotides long. It is a transcript of the gene GNPTAB, whose product is annotated as N-acetylglucosamine-1-phosphate transferase subunits alpha and beta. Gene Ontology annotation, cellular component: Golgi apparatus. Gene Ontology annotation, biological process: carbohydrate phosphorylation; N-glycan processing to lysosome. Gene Ontology annotation, molecular function: UDP-N-acetylglucosamine-lysosomal-enzyme N-acetylglucosaminephosphotransferase activity. The transcript is spliced from 21 exons. The coding region runs from base 114 to 3911 and encodes 1265 amino acids. NCBI's taxonomy places the organism in Eukaryota, Metazoa, Chordata, Lepidosauria, Squamata, Eublepharidae. The record is from RefSeq and is a predicted model, not a curated record.